CACGCCCACCCCGCGGAUGGGACUCCUCUACCUUCCCGGCAGCCCCCGCGGCGGGACAAGAUGGUGGCCGCCAUGGCGGCGGGGCUGGGCCUGAGGGUCCCGCGGCUCCUCGGGCAGGCUGCAGAGUCCCUGGUGCGCCCCGGAGCGGCUCCGUCCUGCCUCGUCGUCCCGGUGAGAACGAGGAAGAGGAAGAGUUUUGCGGUCCCCGACUGGGCCCGGGAACUGACUCCCGAGGAGAAGAUGUGGCGGCUCAAGUCCGCGGCGCCGAUAUUUCCCGACGAACACAUAGAACGGACCUUCUACUUGGCUUCCACAGCUGACAUCAUGGAUCCAUAUGUCCCUCCCGAGGGCGAUGCCCGCCUGUCCACCCUGUCCAGGGAGGGGCUGAAGCAGAAGAUGGAUAAGCUGAAGCAGACAGCGGCCUCCCAGCUGGCCCUGCGGAAGAUCAAAGAUCACGACCCGGAUUUCAGCACUAAAACCUUCCCAGAGAAGGCUCAGGAGAUAUUUAUUGAAGCUCACAAUUCCCUGGCAAAUUUCAACAAGCAGAAACUUCACUCCCUGGUGACCGAGCGCUGCUACCCUGACAUGGUCCGUGGGAACAGGUACAAGACCAUCAGGUGGAGGUUUGUGGAGUCCCUGGAGCCCCCCAGGGUGGUCCAUGUCCGCUGUGACAGCCUCGUGAACAGGGGCAACCUCUAUGGGCAGGUGACAGUGAGGAUGCACACCCAGCAGAUUUUGGCCAUCUACGACCGCUUCGGGCGGCUCAUGUACGGUGGGGAGGAGGUGCCCAAGGAUGUUUUGGAGUACGUUGUGUUUGAGAGGUACCUGGUGAACCCCUAUGGCUCGUGGAGGAUGCAUGGGAAGAUCAUCCCGGAGUGGGCCCCUCCAAAGGAUCCCAUUGUCAAGACGGUGAUGAUCCCUGGCCCGACCCUGGACCCCUCACAGGAGUAUGAAGAAGUGAAGUAGGAAGUUCUGGAACCUGCACAGGGACAGCAGUGCCAGCAGCCUGGGAGGGAGGCAGGACUGGGAAUGGUUGGAUGUGGCUGUGCCUGCCCUGGGAGCGGCCAGCAAACAAAGUGGCUUCAGAAAUGGACUCCAGUCACCCCAAAUCUGUCCUUAAAGGAGCGAGAGGGGCUCGGGAGAGGGAUUUGAAUGAGCCCUGAGAAGGGCUUUGCUCUGUCCAAGGACUCUCUGUGCUGCAGCUUCACCCCCCUGUUUGUCCUCAGGGCCAUUCUCUGUCCUGGACUUCCAUUGUGAGAGCCCUUGGCUCUUGGAGAGCCCUUGGAAGUGUGUCCAGACGUGGGAUAUUUGUCACUUCCAUGGGAAGUGUCACAGACCUGCUGGUCACUCAUUAAAACUUCCACCAGUAGCUGCUGGCACAUUGUUUUCCCAUUCCCCCUCCCUUUUCCUACUGAUCCCCAACCUCCUUUUUUUUUUUU
This is a messenger RNA of Lepidothrix coronata (blue-crowned manakin), 1439 nucleotides long. It is a transcript of the gene MRPL45, whose product is annotated as mitochondrial ribosomal protein L45. Bases 61 to 966 code for a protein of 301 amino acids. Gene Ontology annotation, cellular component: mitochondrion. Lineage: Eukaryota; Metazoa; Chordata; Aves; Passeriformes; Pipridae. The record is from RefSeq and is a predicted model, not a curated record. The transcript has 8 exons.